UUGCAUGUAUAUUAAAUCGUUGAUCGAGUACAUUUUGAAAAAAAAUAAAAAUAAAUAAAGUUUCCAAAGGAAAAGAAACUCGGAUAUUUAGUAAUCUUCGUUUUGCAACAAGCUAUACUUAUAGCUUCUUUACGCUCUUUUCGCGAUUGAUAUAAAUAAAGUUUGUAUUAAGAUUUCGGAGCAAGAAUGAGAAGAGGUAGAGAAAAUGUAGAAAAAGGAAACAGCUUGAGAGUAUUUACCUUCACAGGCGUCGUUGAUGGUCGUCGAGUUGGAUUCCCGCGUUUUAGCUCACUCUCACCACGAAAUCUCAAUAGAUCCGAAAUGCUUGCCAAGUGCGAGUGCGACCACUGCCACUGCGACCGCGAUCGAUUGGAAUGCCUUCGCAUCACGCCACUAUUUCCAACGUCAGUGCAUGACGAGGCGUAUCUCACAGUAUAUUAUAAUAUUACAAUACGCCCUCGACCCGCCCCGGAAAACGGUAGCUUCGCGCACAUUGGCACAAUCGUACAUAUGCAGGUAUACCUCUAUACGUCAUUGUGUGGAAUAAGAACGAAUAAACUUUGAAAAGUGAUAUACGACGACGAAGAGGUAAUGGCAAUUGCAGA
Trachymyrmex septentrionalis is the source of this 605-nucleotide messenger RNA. RefSeq lists its product as uncharacterized. NCBI's taxonomy places the organism in Eukaryota, Metazoa, Arthropoda, Insecta, Hymenoptera, Formicidae. The transcript has 3 exons. The record is from RefSeq and is a predicted model, not a curated record. Bases 187 to 564 code for a protein of 125 amino acids.